CGCACACCCUCACGCUCACACACACCUCUUUUGUUUACCCCUCCGCGCGGGUCAAGUCCAGGCAGCAGAGCGCCGCCGAGCCCCGCAGACAUCGCCUCUCCCGGGCCGCCAUGUGGAUCUCCGCGCUCGGCGUCGUGUUGCUGUUCGCGGCUCUCCGCGCCUCCGACCCGGCGGCGGCCGCCCAGCUCGGGCCGCCGCCGCCCGGGUUCAGCUCGUCGGUGCGCUCGGUGUGCAGACCCAUCCCGAGCACCCUGUCGCUGUGCCACGGGGUGGGCUACCGGCACAUGCGGGUCCCCAACCUGCUGGGCCACGACACGCUGCGGGAGGCCCAGCAGCAGUCGGCGGCCUGGCUGCCCCUCAUCUCCAAGCUGUGCCACCGGGACACCAAGAAGUUCCUGUGCUCGCUCUUCGCCCCGGUGUGUCUGCCGGAGCUCGGCGGGCCGGUGAGUCCCUGCGGGGCGCUGUGCGAGGCGGUGCGGGACGGCUGCGUGCCCGUGAUGAGCGCGUUCGGGUUCCCCUGGCCGGAGAUGUUCAACUGCACCCGGUUCCCGCGCGGGACCCAGCUCUGCAUCCCGGCAACCGGAGAGCAGGAGGGGCGGACGCCGGAGGAGGAGGUCGGGCACGAGGAGGCGCUGAAAGGGAGCGUCAUCUGUGAUGCCUGCAGUCUGGCUGCUGAGGGAGAGACUGACAUCCAGGAGAACUUCUGCCACAGUCCUUAUGCCUUUAAGAUGCGUCUGGGCGGCGUGUCGACGGUGGGAGGCGACCGUCAGCUGGUGCCGACGGCCCGCAGCCGCAUCCUGAGGUGGGCGGGGGGAGGAGCGGAGAGGGCCGAGGGGAUCGGGGGCGCCGUGGCCCACAGCGCCCUGUGGCUGCAGGAGGGAGGCACCUGCACGUGUCUGGGCCUGGACGCCGCCGAGGGGGGCGGAGGAGGAGGAGGAGGAGGAGGAGGAGGAAGGAAGGGGGCGAAGGGGGUCCAGAGCGGGUGGUACCUCGCCCUGGCUCAGGCGGAGGAGGGCCGGCUGGUGCUGACUCGCCUGGUGAGGUGGACCCGAGGAGACAAGGAGCUGAAGAAGUUCAUCAGGGGCCUCCUGAAGAGGGCGUGUCCAGAGCUGUGAGGGGGAGGGGACAAAGAGAGGUCACGCCGAAUAAUGUCCUGACGGGCUCAGACCACGGCCAUCAGACACAGGAUGGAGAGGACUGAAGAGGAUCGAAGAUAAUUGAUGAAUUGUUCUUGAUUAACUCUGGAAAAAGUAAAAGUGCUCAAUAACCAAUCAGGUCUUCUCAUUAUAUCCCAGAGCAGCGUCACAAAGUAUGUCAAAGGUUCUUUGAGGAACCAGAUAUGGGGCCUUAAAGAACCAUUUGUCGAAGGUUCGUUGAGACACCUUUAUAGGUUCUUCAAGGCCCCAUAUCUGGUUCCUCAAACAUAGUUCUUUAAGGACUCUUUAAGGAAAUGGUUCUUUAGAGAACCCUGGUUUGAAAGGUUCUUUGAGGAACCAUAUAUGGGACCUUAAAGAACAUAUGAAGGUGUCUCAAAGAAGCUUCAACAAAUGGUUCUUCAAGGCCCCAUAUCUGGUUCCUCAAACAUAGUUCUUUAAGGAAACGGUUCUUUAGAGAACCCUGGUUUGAAAGGUUCUUUGAGGAACCAUAUAUGGGACCUUAAAGAACAUAUGAAGGUGUCUCAAAGAACCUUCAACAAAUGGUUCUUUAAGGCCCCAUAUCUGGUUCCUCAUCACGAGCUCUCUGACUUAUUUGGGUUGUUUUGUAAUUGUUGUUAUUCCUUUAAUGAUAAAUAUGUUUUUUCUUAUCCUUACACACGGCCUCGUAUGAAUAAUAAAUCCUUUAACGUUCGUUCAGUCUGUGUUUCUACAUCUUAUGACGUAAAAACUUCUGUAUUCGGUUGAUUUUGUUUCAACCAGCUGUUGAAUAAAAUGUCUCCGGUCACAGGAGAUGAAACUCA
Pseudoliparis swirei is the source of this 1957-nucleotide messenger RNA. RefSeq names its product secreted frizzled-related protein 2 like (gene sfrp2l). The record is from RefSeq and is a predicted model, not a curated record. Gene Ontology annotation, biological process: canonical Wnt signaling pathway; negative regulation of canonical Wnt signaling pathway; non-canonical Wnt signaling pathway. The coding region runs from base 111 to 1115 and encodes 334 amino acids. Gene Ontology annotation, molecular function: Wnt-protein binding. The transcript is spliced from 3 exons. NCBI's taxonomy places the organism in Eukaryota, Metazoa, Chordata, Actinopteri, Perciformes, Liparidae.